CCAUGUUCUUCUUCUGCAUAAACCUUUUGUCAUUUCUUUUUCUAAUCAACAAAACCCAUCAUUGCUUUUCACAAAAAAACUGUCAUUUUUCUUUUCUUUUUUUUCAUGUUCCCAUCAAUCAUGGGGUUUGUUAUAUUUUGAUUUUCUGUUGCAGGAACGUGUCAAUUUUUUGUUACAUUGUGUUUAGAAGAAAACUUAGUCUGUGAUAUAUAUAAUUCACCAUUGUUGUGUACUUGUGUUUUUACUUGUGAUCUUGUGUUGUAUCAACAUUUCAUGGUACAAAGUUGGGAAAUCUUGAAUUAUAGGUUGGUAUUGAGGAGUGAUUUCUAUUAGCUUCAAUUUCAAAAGGAAAAGAUUCAUAGUUUUUCCCCAUUUUACAAUUUGAUUGCUGUGGAAGAUGUUGUGCGCUUGUUCUGGAGAGCAACACAAAUUUGAAGAGGCACCACAGUCACCGGAUUCCCUAGCAACAAGGGAUUUCUCUGCUAGUGGGUUAUCUUCAAGGACGGGAGAUUGGGAUUCAAAACUAAAUGAAAAUCAAGUUGAAGAUGCUGAAUCUUCUCUAAAAGAAGCCGCCUCAUUAAACUAUGAGGAAGCUAGAGCAUUGUUGGGGAGGCUUGAAUAUCAAAGAGGGAACUUUGAAGCUGCCCUACACGUGCUUCAGGGUAUUGACAUCAGUACUUUGACCCCAAGGAUGAUCAGGGCUAUUGCUGAAAGAAACAAGCUAAGGAAACCUCGGUCCAAAGCGGGUACUGUGCUUCCUAAUUUGAUGUCAAUGCAUUCAGUGAGCCUGCUUCUUGAGGCAAUUUUGCUUAAAGCCAAAUCCUUAGAGGAGAUGAAGCAAUACACUGAGGCUGCAAAGGAGUGCAGAAUAAUUGUGGAUACAAUUGAAUCAGCUCUUCCUAAUGGAAUGCCGGACGGUAUUGGUGAAGAAUGUAAGUUGCAGGAAAUGUUCCACAAAGCAUUGGAGUUGCUUCCAAAUCUAUGGAUCAAGGCAGGUUUUCUAGAUGAAGCUGUCACUGCUUAUCGGCGUGCUCUGGUCAAACCAUGGAAUUUGGAGCCAAGGAGGUUGGCCUGUUUACAAAAGGAUUUAGCUACCACACUACUAUACGGUGGUGUUGAAGUAAAUCUACCUUCUCAUUUGCAAGUGAAUGGUUCAACAGCACCGAUGAGUAACAUUGAAGAAGCCAUACUUCUGUUAUUAAUUCUAUCAGGAAAGAUGGCACUUCAGGAAAUAGAUUGGGAUGCUGAAAUAACUGGUCAUCUUACAUUUUCGCUUUCAAUGACUGGGAUGUUUCAAUCAUUGGCAGAAUGUGUAGAGCAGAUCCUACCAGGUAUCUUUGGUCGAGCUGAUAGGUGGUACUUUCUUGCUCUUUGUUACAGUGCAGCAGGACAAAAUGAAGCAGCGUUGAACCUUUUGAGGAAAGCUUGUGGUAGUUCUGAAUCAGAGCAUAUGCCUCAUUUUCCUUCAUAUUUGUUUGGUGCAAAACUGUGUUCCCAGUAUCCAAAUCAUGCUCAUGAAGGCAUCAAAUUUUCACAGCAAGUUAUUGAUCUAGCCAAGCAUCAAAAUGAGCAUUUUUUGGUUCAAGGCCAACAAAUUCUCGGUGUUUGUUACGGAGCUGCAGCUAGAACAUCUGUAGUGGAUUCCGAAAGAGUUCAAUUUCAAAGAGAGUCUUUGAACUUUCUAAAUGAAGCUGCUCUAACUGGAAACAACGACCUGGAAGUGAUGUUUAGCCUUGGACUUGAAAAUGCAAUUCAGAGGAAUCUAGAUGCAGCUUAUCAAAACAUAAUGAGGUACUCAGACAUGAUGGUUGGAAGUUCUACAAGAGGUUGGCAGCUGUUAGCUCUCAUAGUAUCUGCACAGCAGAGGUUUAAGGACGCAGAAACUAUAGUUGAGUUUGGUUUAGAUGACACUGGGAGCGUCGAUCAGUUAGAGCUACUUCGACUCAAAGCUGUACUUCAAAUUGCGCAGCAGCAACCAAAGCAAGCUAUUGAGACCUACAGAACCUUGUUAGCAGUAAUAAAAGCCAAAAAGGAGAUAUUGCUUCAAGCUGAGAGCUUUGAGUUUGAUCAAGCAAAAAUAUUCAGGGAUGAGGCAUUAACGGAACGGAAAUUGGAAAUGGAAGCAUGGCAAGAUAUGGCAACCAUUUAUACAGAUCUUAAUUCCUUUCUUGAUGCAAAAGCUUGUGUUGACAAAGCCCAAUUGCUAGAAUUUUUCUCUCCCAGAAGUUGGCAUAUUACAGGGAUGUUGUUUGAAGCUCAAUCAUUAUACAAGGAAGCGUUUGUUUCGUUCUCAAUCUCGUUGUCAAUAGAACCUGAUUAUAUUCAAAGUAUCAAUUCAACUGCGAAGUUGUUGAUUAAACUUGGUAUGCAAUCACUUCCACUAGCAAGAAGCUUUUUAAUGAAUGCUUUGCGAUUGGAACCGGCAAACCAUGACGCGUGGUUCAACCUUGGAUUGGUUUCAAAAAUGGAGGGUUCAUUAGAACAAGCUGCAGAUUGUUUUCAAGCUGCAUAUGAGCUGAAGCUUUCAGCUCCAGUUCAACAGUUUGAGUGAUUGGGACGUUGGCGAACUUAAAUUCUUUGUGGUUGAGGAAAGUAAGCUUCACCAAGAACAUAAUAGAAAAGACAUAAGCAGCGACUAAUAGGAAAAAAAUUCAUUGUAUGGUUACCCUUGUUUGGUUAACUGAUUCAUAAAAAAUGUAUAGCUCAAGCUAGUUGCUUAACUAUAGAUGUACUUCAACCUGUUUCCAAUGAAUUAUCAGUUCAAUUUGACAGAUUAAAUACAGGAAAUCAGAAGUUUGUUUUUUUUGGUACAA
Molecule: messenger RNA, 2813 nt
Organism: Medicago truncatula (barrel medic)
Lineage: Eukaryota; Viridiplantae; Streptophyta; Magnoliopsida; Fabales; Fabaceae
Product: protein NPGR1
Exons: 6
Coding region: 398-2551 (717 amino acids)
Molecular function (GO): protein binding
Source: RefSeq, a predicted model, not a curated record